GAGACAUCUCCAAGCUCCCUAGCAAUUUCGGACGCGUGAUUUUUCGACUACGAAUCUCCAGCUAGCCGAUAUUCUAGAACUCAUUUACAGAAGAUAAUCCUUUCUCCGCCCCCUCCCCAUUUUCUUGGAGGCGUCGGCUUCCACUCCGCCUCCCUCAAUUACCACCAGCACCACCGUCCGUGGCAGCGCUCGUCCCGUCUCCCUUCCUUCCAAUCGGCGGCACCGGCGACGGCAGCUUCUCCCCCUCUAGUCAGCAGCGGCCUGCUUCUCCUCUUCUCGUGUCGUUCCUCCAGGGCUGAAGAGGAAUACCCAAGAACAGGGACUUUCCUUUGUUCGCUUGUUUCAAUUUGAAUAGCAGAAAAUGGUUACAGGGUUGAUCAAUGCUAACCCCAUAGUUUAUGAAAGAAAAGCAAGACAGGUUCGAAGUGCACCAACCAACAUAGAUGAGUAUGCUGAUGAGCCUAUAGAUCAGCAAGAGAUCUUUGAUCAUAUCAGAGAUAUAAAGGACCCCGAACACCCAUAUUCAUUGGAAGAACUGAAAGUGGUUACAGAAGAUUCAAUUGAAGUUAAUGACAAGCAAAGUUAUGUUAGGGUCACUUUUACCCCAACAGUUGAGCAUUGCAGUAUGGCAACCGUUAUUGGACUUUGCCUACGUGUAAAACUUAUGCGAAGUCUUCCUUCUCGUUACAAGGUUGAUGUUAGGAUAGCCCCUGGAACACAUGCGACUGAAGCUGCUGUAAAUAAGCAGUUGAACGACAAGGAACGUGUAGCAGCAGCAUUGGAGAAUCCCAACCUGUCGGAAAUGGUUAAUGAGUGCUUAGCACCAACCUUUGCAUGAUGCGUGGUUGUGUUUAGAAUUGCAGGAAAUAGAUUAUUUAAUUUGUUUGCAUGGUUGUAUGCAGUAGACAUAUAUAUUGUCCUUGCAGUCGAACGAUUACUGUCAGUUCCCUCAGGUAAUGCUGGAUUAUACAUGGGUAAUUUUUGAGCUAUGUUAAUGUCAACCACAGGUAGAUCCAACUAUUUUUCUUGUUUGUGUCCUGCACACGUGAAUAAAUAAAUGAAACUUUUUUUGAAA
Elaeis guineensis (African oil palm) is the source of this 1075-nucleotide messenger RNA. The record is from RefSeq and is a predicted model, not a curated record. NCBI's taxonomy places the organism in Eukaryota, Viridiplantae, Streptophyta, Magnoliopsida, Arecales, Arecaceae.